Messenger RNA from Dicentrarchus labrax (European seabass), 7341 nucleotides. It is a transcript of the gene rabep1, whose product is annotated as rabaptin, RAB GTPase binding effector protein 1. Gene Ontology annotation, biological process: endocytosis. The transcript is spliced from 18 exons. Gene Ontology annotation, cellular component: intracellular membrane-bounded organelle. The coding region runs from base 18 to 2591 and encodes 857 amino acids. Lineage: Eukaryota; Metazoa; Chordata; Actinopteri; Moronidae. Gene Ontology annotation, molecular function: GTPase activator activity; growth factor activity. The record is from RefSeq and is a predicted model, not a curated record.
CCCCCACCCACCAAACCAUGGCCUCGGAGCCCUCGGGACCCCCUCUGUCGUCCCAACAUGACGAGGUGCUCCAGCAGCGAGUGGCCGCCCUGGAGCAGGAGAGGGCAGAGUUCAUCAAACUCAAGCAGCAGCUGGAGGCCGAGUUCAACCAGAAACGAGCCAAGUUCAAAGAGCUCUACCUGUCCAAGGAAGAGGAGCUCAAGAGGCAGACUGCGGCGCUGGAGGGCGCCCAGGCCGAGCUCAGCUCCAUCCAGGACCAGCUGGCUCAGGCCCGCUCCGAGAUCGAGACCAUCAAAGCGGUGGCCACCGUGUCGGAAAACACCAAGCAGGAGGCCAUCGACCAGGUCCGCAGCCAGUGGCAGGAGGAGGUGGCCUCGCUGCAAGCCAUCAUGAAAGAAACAGUGCGUGAGUAUGAGGUCCAGUUCCACCAGCGCCUGGACCAGGAGCGAGCCCAGUGGAACCAGUACCGGGAUGCAGUGGAGAGGGAACUGGGUGAGCUGAGACGCCGUCUCUCCGAGGGCCAGGAGGAGGAGAACCUGGAGGAUGAAAUGAAAAAAGCCCAGGAGGAUGCAGAGAAGCUGCGUUCGGUGGUGAUGCCGAUGGAGAAGGAGAUCGCGGCCCUCAAAGCCAAGCUGACUACAGCCGAGGACCGGGUGAAGGAACUGGAGGCCUCGAAGGUUAAGGAGCUCAAUCACGUUCUCGAGGCGGAGAAGUCGUGUCGUACGGACCUGGAGAUGUACGUGGCCGUGUUGAACACUCAGAAAUCUGUCCUGCAGGAAGACGCGGAGAAACUACGGAAAGAGCUCCACGAAGUCUGUCACAAGCUGGAGUUGGAGCGACAGCAGCACAACCAGCUGAAACACACGUGGCAGCGGGCCAACGACCAGUUCCUGGAGUCCCAGCGGCUCCUCAUGAGGGACAUGCAGAGGAUAGAGAGCGUGCUGUCGUCAGAACAGCUCCGCCAGGUGGAGGAGAUGAAGAAAAAAGAUCAGGAGGAGGAUGAAAUAGAGAGGCUGAGCCAAGUGAAGGAGCUGCACGAGGAGGAUGUGGGAGACAACACCGAGCCUUUGGAGGAUUUAUUCCUCGGGCUGAGCGUCGAGGAGCCUCACGCCAACCACAGCGCCCACGGCUCUAUGCACUCCUUAGACACUGAUGUGGUCGCGGGAGGCCCCAUGGACCCCUACAAGGAUAACCUGCGGAGAGUUCAGUCAACAGACAGCCUCGGCUCCUCGCUGUCCGUCCAGCAGGGACUCGGCGGCCACAACCACAAAGCCAAGUCAGCCAGCCACUUGGACGAGUCGGACUUUGGGCCCUUGGUGGGGGCUGACUGCGGAGUGACAGACAGUAGUUUUGGCGAAACUUCGUCCAUCAGCUCCAUCAAGCUGACGGCGAGUCAUUUCCUGCUGACUAAAGACCAGGAGAAGGCCAUCAAGGCCAUGACGCCCGAGCAGGAGGAGACGGCGUCGCUGCUUUCCAGCAUCUCCCACGCCCCCGAGAACGCCUACUUACCGCCAGCAGGCUACAGACUCGUCAGCGACAGCGAGUGGAACCUGCUCCAGCAAGAGGUGAAAAAUGCUGGCAGGAAGCUCGGCCGACGUUGCGAUAUGUGCUCCAACUACGAGAAGCAGCUGCAGGCCAUCCAAGGACAAGAGGCUGAGACAAGAGAUCAGGUGAAGAAACUGCAGGUGAUGCUGCGUCAGGCCAACGAUCAGCUGGAGAGGACGAUGACCGAGAAACAGAGUUUGGAAGAUUCGGUCAAAGUAGGCAACGAGGAAACCGCUGCUAAGGUGUCCGCCCUCCUGCAAAGAGUCCAGGAGUCAGAAACGCUGCUCAGCACACUACAACAGGCCUUCAGUGACGCUAAGAGGAACACGCAGGAACAGAUGGCGGUGCUGGUGAAGUCGAGGGAGCAGGUGGCAGAUGAGCUCAGCCGACUACAGAGAGAUAACGACAGCCUGCAGGGAAAACACAGGCUGCACAUAGAACUACAGCAACAAGAGGACUUCCAGAUGCCCAAUACUGUGCAAGAGCUACAAGGCCUGGUAUUGCGGUUGCGUGAGGACCUGGUGGCGUUACGGACGUCUGCCGACCACAUGGAGGAGAAGCUGAAAGCUGAGAUUCUGUUUCUGAAGGAGCAGAUCCAGGCAGAGCAGUGUCUGAAGGAGAACCUGGAGGACACUCUGCAGCUAGAGAUCGAAGGCUGUAAGGAGGAGAUAGCAUCUUUCUCCAGUCUGAAGACGGAGCUGGAGCGAAUAAAAGCAGAGAAGGAACAGUUGCAGAGCAGUCUGGCGGAGAAGACUGAAACACUGGAGAGCCUCCAGGGCCUGAGGAUCACACUGGAGCAUCAGCUCAAAGAGCUCACCACUGCAAAGAGUGCACUAGAGAGUCAGGUCUUUGAUGAGAGAGACAAAGCCCAGAGACUGCAAACGGAGCUGGAUGUCAGCGAGCAGGUUCAGAAGGACUUUGUCAAACUUUCUCAGACCCUUCAGGUACAGUUGGAGCGAAUACGACAGGCAGACUCUUUGGAUCGGAUCAAAGUCAUCCUCAAUGACACCAACUUGACUGACAUCAACCAGCUUCCAGAGACAUGAUACCACUGAAUGAAAACUUCAGUUUCAUUCCCCCUCUUUUCUCUUAUCACUGGCCCAAUAACAUUAUUGAUCUGACCCUUCCCUGAUCCCCCCCCUUCCCUGCCCCUACCCCCCACACCCCCCAUACCCCCCAUAACCACAGAGGAAGAGCUUGGAGGGACAAGGGGCAGACACGGCAUGAGGAGCCUUUUGUGUACAUUAAGAGUCUUGGAUGGAUAGAAUAAUGAAGAAGAACACUACUAAACAAAAAUGUAAAUAACUAAAUGUGCGACUGUGGACGGAGGGAGUGGAUGGAAGUCUCUGUGUCUUGUUUCUACUGUAGAUAUGACUGUCUGUAUUAGCUCAACCAAAAAAGGUUUGUCGUCUCCUAAAGCACUUUUCAUCUGCAACUUCUCUUUCCAGGUAAAUAGAAAACAAUUUGAUGCAUAACUUUUCUCCGUCUGUUUUUAAAGCGGUUGAUAAUCGCUUCCUCGUUCCAACCGCUUGUUCUUUCCAGGUGUUUUUGUUUUUCCCCCGCUUCCCCUUCCCUCUUUUUCUUGCUGUUUUAUCUCUGACAUUUUCCACCUUGUUCUGGUCAUUUCACCCUGUGAUAAAGACACGAUGAAGGAAGUUCAUGGAAAAUACUUGCACAUAACUGGGAUGAAAAAAAAAGGAACACAACACAAUUUUGAGCAAUACCCUCCAUUUCUUAAACAUCCUCUACUGUUCUCUCGCUUCGUUCUUGUUCUUAACGUCUGAUAGAAGCCUUUUUUUUUUUUUUUUGGUUUUGUUUGUUGAAGCUGCAGAAAGACAAAACAGUGAAGAAACAUUCAGUCAUGUUCAAUGUUUUUUUUUUUCUACUUUCACACUCGUUUCUAGAUUGUCAGGGAAGCCAUAGAAACACUAGUUAACCCAGUUCAUGACAGGUAUAGAAAUGGUUAGGUGAGGAGAAAAGUGAAGGUGUUAAUGGAAGAUAAUAGAUUUUAAUACACACUUUGCUCCCUUAAUUGAUUGCAUUUUUGAAUUGACUUUGGUUGGACUUUCUUUAUGUGAUUCUAAAGCUCUUAAAUUACAGUGGGAGACUUUUAAAUGAGUUAUAAUGGAAGAGCACACUGUCACUAUCACAGUAGCAGUAGCUGGAAGAGGGGGGUGUCUUAUGCAAGGACACUUCUGACUGGUGGGAGAAAUACUAGCCUCUAACUAACAAACCACACUGCUGGAGAUUUAGUGUGUUAAAUCCCAACUAAAGGACAGCUGACUUUUCAUAUUUAUAGUGUGUGUCUGCGAGUAAUGAAACAGUCCAUCCAUCACUACGACAAACUGAAUCUGUGAAGCUACUGACGGAUUUGAUUUAUGUAGCCUUAAAGCGUCGGUGAUCUUUUUUUAGACGUGUUGUGAAAACAUUAGUAAAAAACAGGAACGGCUAGACGGAACAUGCAACUGAGGCAGCGAGGUCGCUAAAAAAAGCGGUAGUAGAAUUAGGUGACAAGAAUAAAGCUGCAAGUAUGCUUAAAAAGAACAGCUUGUCAGAUGGUUCGGACAGCUUCAGGAACCUCCUCCCCCGAAACCUUUUUCCGAUUUUGGAUUAGGGUGAGCUGCGAAUCCCACAUUCACGCCCGCUUCAUGUUGUAAUUGUGGUCAGACGUGUGGAAGUGAGAAAGGAAGUCAGGAUUUGAACUUAUUUACUCCUAAAAAGUCACAAACCCUUAAUAUGUGCGCCGUUCUCCUCCUAUUUAAACUCUUACCUCUCUGCCCUUUCUACACGAGGGUUUCCAUCCACCAGUUCUUAUGCACAUUUAUAAUUUGUACGUAAAAACCUGAGUGGAAUAGUGAAUUGAAUAUAGCAUGCGACCUAAACGUCCACUGUAGAGAAGGAAAAUAGCGUCAGAUCUUUGCGGAGUGAUCAGAAAACCGUAACAUGAAACUAACAUAAAUGCAACAUAUUUCCAUUAUGUUGUCAACAUUUUUAUUUUUUUAUUUUUUACCACCAUUUGAGGUUUGACUGGUUGACCGCCCUUCUACCUGUCAUCUCGUUGCACGCUCUUCUGGAGCCUUAGCGCCACCUACUGCUCAUCUCCUAAUAAUCGCGUAACAGUAGUGAAUGGAAAAGUGUAUACAUUUGCAUUUUGCAGAUUCGAUUAAGAUUUGCGCUACAUUUGGAUGAAAAAAACAGACGGAUUUUCACUUCCUUUUUUAAUGUAGCUAUAAACACUUUUUGAUCUCUGACGUGGUCGGACAACACAACGUACAGAACCAGUUCUUUUCUUUGUCUCAAUCCUUAGAGGUUGAUUUAAACACCUCGGCAUGCUUCAUGUCAUCUGACCACAUCGAAAGGCGAAAGUGAAUGAAUUUGCAGAUUGGCUAAACUCAAAAUUGUCUUUUUUUUUUUAUUCUUGACACAAAAAUCUUACUAAAAUGGAUAUUUUUAGGUGGUGUUUCCUCGAAUUCGUGGUUUCACUUGGUCGUUUGCAUGAAAAGUGAAGUUGUGUGAGGAAUGGAAAAAAGAGAGUUUGAGUGAGAAAAGGUCAAACACGCAGAUUGAAAGGGGGUUCCAGACGCUGUUAGACGAUCCGACAAGCGCUUCUUUGGAAGCAUACCGAGGCCUUAAUUCACACUGAAAACGAAACAAUUGCACUGUUUAAUAAUCCGUAUUUAAUCCAGGCAGUUUGAUUUAGGAGUAGAGAAGAUGGGGGAGGCAGGAUUACACAGGUGGCGUUCAUUAAGCUGCUUCACAGGAACUCAUUAGUGGUUUGAGGUGUAAGACAGCGCAUGAUCCUUCAUCAGUCUAAGCACGUGGCUUUGUGUACUGUGUCAGGUUUUAUUGUAUUUUUGAGUAAUUUAGGCGACCACAAGUUAUUACACAACCGAAGAGGUAGCACUAUCAUCAGCUGCUACACGCCCCCACAUCUGUAACGUUCAGGCUGCCGCGGUAUCGCUCUGCGGUGAUGAUGAUGUCAAAGUGAGCCCAGAGGAAUGUGAUUUGAGUGAUGAGACUGUCACAACAGGACCAGAGAGAUUGCACCUAUCAUCUUUUCCGGUGUGCGGACAGAGAAAAUAUAUGAUUUUGAGUACCUCCAUACAUGUUUUUUAAAAACCAUUGCAGUCAUGUUCCACUUGGAAUAAAGAUCAUGACUCAAUGUUCUGCACUCACUUGAAAUGGUUGCACACAGAAAUAUGGAAAAUAUGAUGCUGAAUGAAUUUUCCUCCAUCGUUAAAAAAAAAAAAAAAACUUCCUCGAAUGGAGGAAGGGAUACAGUACACAACAUAUAAACAUGCAUACUGCAGCAUUUUCUGGUUUAAGGACAUUAUUCACUGUGUUUUUUUGUUGUUUUUUUUGACUUGCAUGUAUUGCAUUUCCUUGUGUUGCAUAUGUCUAUACUGUAGAUAUCUUGAGUUGAUAUUUAUGAUAGAGUCAUGCAAUGUGUUACGAGAUAAUGUGGAUGUGUGGGCGAGCCAGCCUGAGUUGCACUGACAGAAAAACUGUAUGUCUUUUGGCUUGUAUGAUUGUGGGCUGAUACUGAGAACUUUAAAGUAGACAUUUUAUAGUGUGAAUUCUGGACAUUAUCUUCUCUGAAAGGCCUUAUUGCAUUAUUGGCUUGGUGUGUUUGAAUUCUACUGUUGACAUUUAGUGUCCCUUCUAAUUUAAUAACGUCUAUUACCGUAACAAAUUUGGCCCAUAUGGCGUUAAUAUGAGGAUUCCUCAGCGGUCAUCACACAGUUCACUAAUUCGUUUCUUUUGGUUUAGCAGUUGAUUUUUAUUGAAUAAUUUCUGAUCUAACGUUUGCUGGAUUAUUUGAAAAAAAAUGUACAUUGGAUCCCAAAAAUGAUUGAUGUUAAAAAUGAAGUGGAUGUUUGAAUUUGUGGUCAGACAUACAGGAUGGUCUGAAAGCUCACACUGUGUACUACCUACUACUGUAAAACUUCAAUUAACAACCUUUUUAUUUGCUUCAGUCACUGAAUUCAAGUCUGCUUAUAUUCGGGUCAGCUUGAGUAAGAAAAGGUCAAACCCCGCCCGUUUGAACACAACCCAAAAAGUUGCAUAAAUUGUCGGUUUGCAGCCUCAUUUUGACAAAAGUUUAAACAUUAAUAUUCGUGUAGGCGAUCUAAGCAGCUUAGAAUUCGCUCAAGUGGACUUACAUCCGAAGAAUUUCUAUAAAAUCCAGACCGGGUGUCUUAUUAAGACCAGAACAUGUAGCCACACCAGGCUAGUAAAGGGGACCUGCGUCUAAUUGAGACCCUGCUUUUAAUUGAAGUUUUACAGCACUUAUACUUUUGUAUGAAUAGAAAGUAAUGUCAAAUAAAGCACUCAAAUUGAAGCAUUAGAUAUAAUUAUUUGUGCUUUUUGAGGAGUAUGACUUGUGGAAAAUGUGCUUUUUUUUGUAAUUAUUUUUAAUUUUAACUCUUUAUAGUGAUUGAAAACUGAAAUUCCACAAUCUCACAUUUACAAUAAUCUGGUUUCCAUUAAGUCACGAUGUUAAAAACAUUCAACUGACAGCAAAGAGCAACAUGUUUUCAUUCAACCUUUUUUUUUUUUUUUAAAGAUUCUUUUUGAUUUUGCACUUUAAUGGUAAUUAAUAUUUUUGUUACCACUGGAUACUGACUCGAGUGCACAGUUUGAGCUUUCAGAGGCAGUUUUUAAUCAUUCCUUUUAACUGUGAUGAAUCAAAGCGUUGUUAUCAUAUGUGUUUUACACAAGAUAUGUACAUGGGUUAGAGCGAUAUUCUCGUUUGCUGACUGAUAUUUAGCAAAAAUAAAAUGGCAUCCAGUUUGA